AUGGAUUCCUCAAGUUUGCAUGAGGCUCAGCAGAAAGAUGGUAAAGUUUUUCAACCAAAGGAGUACCAGAAAACAAAGGACGAAAUAGUGGAAGCAGAGGAAACAGGGGACGAAACAUUACAGAAAACAGAGACCAUCACCAACAUGGGACAUGAACUGUACUGGGAUGCAGCAAGGGGCGACAUCGAUGCCGUGCUGAAAAGCAAAGACCAUCUUCAAAGCUUACUCACUCCAAAUAAGAACACAAUCCUUCAUAUCUAUAUCACAUCGAGAGCCACUGAAGAUCAAGGUCCAAGUGAGUUUGUUGAAAGAAUACUUGCAACUUGUCCGGCACUGCUGAUGCAGCCCAAUUCCAAAAAUGACACUCCCCUCCACAUAGCAGCAAGGUAUGGACAUGCUUCAAUAGUGGGGACGCUCAUUCAAUAUGCAAAGGAUAACAAUGAGAGAGGUGUAGAAGCAGCCAGGCAGAUGAUGAGGUUGCAAAAUCAAAAUGAAGAUACGGCUAACCAUGAGGCGGUUCGAUUUUACUAUCCAAGCGUGGUGGAGAGAUUGGAACACGAGACUCCACUCUACAUGGCAGCUGAGAGAGGAUACAGUGAUAUUGUGUUUGAGAUACUAGACAAGUGCAAAUCACCAGCUACUACUGGUCCUAUUGGCAGAAAUGUUCUGCAUGCUGCAACCAUACUCAAAGAUAAAGAAAUGAUAAAAACAAUCCUAGAUAAAAUGGAGGCACUAAUGUUAGAAGCAGAUGAAAUGGGCUGGACUCCAUUACACCAUGCUGCACAUAUUGGAUAUCGUCCUGCAGUGAAAAUGUUUCUAGAAUUACCAAUUGGUAGAGAAAAAGCAGCCUACAAGAAAAAUAAACAAGGAAACACUGCUUUUCAUCUUGCAGCUGCUUCAACUUCUUUAAACUGUAAAGUGAUAAUAUCAGAAUUUAUAAAAUGGUGUCCAGAAUGCUGUGAAUUAGUGAACGAAGAAGGCAGGAAUAUUUUACACUCUGCGGUGGGGAAGAAGGACAUCUAUGAACUGGCAAUGGGUGAUAUACUGGAAAAGAAUGCAUUCAGCGACUUGUUAAAUGAAAAGGAUGCUAAAGGGAACACACCGCUCCAUCACAUUGCCAUUUAA
This is a messenger RNA of Ziziphus jujuba (common jujube), 1125 nucleotides long. Its product is annotated as protein ACCELERATED CELL DEATH 6-like. The record is from RefSeq and is a predicted model, not a curated record. Gene Ontology annotation, molecular function: protein phosphatase regulator activity; protein phosphatase 1 binding. The transcript has 3 exons. Bases 1 to 1125 code for a protein of 374 amino acids. Lineage: Eukaryota; Viridiplantae; Streptophyta; Magnoliopsida; Rosales; Rhamnaceae. Gene Ontology annotation, cellular component: plasma membrane.